Phalaenopsis equestris is the source of this 544-nucleotide messenger RNA. RefSeq names its product nuclear speckle RNA-binding protein A-like. The record is from RefSeq and is a predicted model, not a curated record. Lineage: Eukaryota; Viridiplantae; Streptophyta; Magnoliopsida; Asparagales; Orchidaceae. Gene Ontology annotation, molecular function: mRNA binding. The transcript has 3 exons. The annotation marks the transcript as partial.
AUAUUUUUCGUCCUUUUAUAGGCUUUCAGGAAGUGAGACUUGUGAACAAGGGAUCCAGACAUUCUGGAGGAGAUCCACUAGUGCUGUGCUUUGUCGAUUUUGUCACUGCCAAUCAAGCCGCAAAUGCCAUGGAUGCCUUGCAAGGUUAUCGAUUCGAUGAGCGAGACCGAGAUUCGGCCUCUUUAAGGCUGCAAUUCGCUCGAUUUCCGGGUCCAAGGCCAUCCGGCGGACCUCGUAGUAGGCGUUGAUUUUAUCCGGUUUCUAUUUCGCGUGGCGAGCGACGAUCUCGGUAUUUUAUGACACCUACGCACGCGGAUUUAGAACUCGUUCCUUCGUUUGUUCGUUACUGGCGUUGUGUCACGUGAAGCGUUCGUUACUGGGAAAUUACUAUCCGACUUUCAUUUUCCUGUAGAAUACUGCUUAUCUUAUUUAUGUUUUCCUCCAUUGGAAUACUUUAGACAUCCCUUAUGGCGGUCGUACUGUAACGCUUUGUAUGGCAUUUGGUGUUUUGUUUUAUUAUUGAUAACUGGUUACUUUUUCGUUA